Hydra vulgaris (swiftwater hydra) is the source of this 1743-nucleotide messenger RNA. RefSeq names its product zinc finger BED domain-containing protein 4-like. NCBI's taxonomy places the organism in Eukaryota, Metazoa, Cnidaria, Hydrozoa, Anthoathecata, Hydridae. The record is from RefSeq and is a predicted model, not a curated record. Gene Ontology annotation, cellular component: cytoplasm.
AUGAUUAAACGUGGAACUAUGGAGGCUGGGCAAAAAUGUUUUAGUACAACACCUCUGCAUAACCACAUCAAAAUAAAUCAUCCAAAAGAAUAUCAUAUAGAAGGAAAUAAAAAUGAACAGAAAAAAAAAGCUCAGGCUGUCAAUAAAAUUACACCAGAAUUUUUUUCAACUAGUACUACAGUAAAAAAAGAGACUGUUUUGGAAACUUCUAAACAAACUUCAAUAGAUGAAUAUUUAAAGUCACAAAAGGUAUGGAGCAUUAAUGACUCUAGGUCGCAAACUAUUCAUCGUAAAAUUGGGUUGAUGAUGGCCUUAGACAACCAGCCAUUUACUUUAGUUGAAGAUACAGGUUUUAAUAACUUAAUGAACCAUUUAGAACCCAGAUAUUGCAUGCCAAGUAGAAAAUUUUUUUCUAAAACAAUAAUACCUCAACUUUACAUGGAGUUAAAUAAUAAAAUUUCUGAUAAAUUAAUAAAAACAAAUUACAUAAGCUUUUCUUCAGGUAUAUGGACAUGCCCAAUUUCUCAUGAAUCAUUUAUUUCAUUGUCUAGCCACUCCAUCGAUAAAGAUUUUAACAGAUUUGAUGUGGUAUUACAUGCUUCUCAUUUUCCUGAAAGCCAUACUGGAAUAAACAUAUCUAAAAAGUUAGAAAGUAUGUGGGAUAGCUGGAAAAUUCAAACUGAAAGACGACAUAUUCUUGUAAGAGAUGGUGCAAGCAACAUGAUAAGUGGGAGUAAUCUAGCUGAAAUUCCCGCAAUCCAUUGUACUAUUCAUUUACUUCAAUUAGUUGUUUCAGAUUCAAUAAGUGAAAAUAUUGUAAUUGAUGUUCUUUCAAAAUGUCGUCGACUUGUAACUUAUUUUAACCAUUCAUCUCUAGCAUGUAACAACUUUAAACAAAUUCAGCUGCAACAAAAUCUCGACCCUCUUUGUCUUGUUCAAGAUGUCCCAACAAGAUGGAACAGCACUUAUCUUAUGCUUGAUAGAUUAAACAAGUUAAAAAUUCCAAUUCAACUAUACUUAGCAGAACGUUCUGAUUUAAUGCCCUUUUCUACAUUAGAAUGGACAUUAAUAUUAAACAUUAUUAAACUGUUAAAGCCUUUUUUCCAAUUAACUCAGGAAAUAAGUUCAGAAAUAACAGCUUUGUCUUCUGUAAUUCCAAAUAUGUGCUCAUUGAAGAAAUUUAUGUCAAAAUGUCAAGUUGAUUUAAGUAUUCAAGAAACAAAGAAUCGGCUUACAACUUCUUUAAAAAAUCGAUUUUUUUCUGAAAUAAAUGAUGCAAAGUCUUUAAACAUUUUGAAAAAUAGGUACUAUGUCAUAGCUACUUCAAUUGAUCCAAGAUAUAAGUUUUCUUUCUUUGAGGAUGAUAUCAAAAAACAGGCUAAGUACUGGUUAAUAAAUGAAAUUUUAUUCUUUGAAAAAACUCUUGUUUGUUCUGAAGAAGUAGAUUUUAGUGUAAAUGAAGAACCAUCACAAUUAAAUUUUUCAAUUAAUACUGAAAAAGAAGACACUCUUGAAGCAUGUUUCAAAGAAAUUAUAAAUGCAACAUCUGAAAAACCAUUACCUUUUAAAAAAAAGUUUAAUAUAUCUUUAGAAUUAGCAAAUGCAAUACUUUCUUCAUGGUUGAAAGCUUCUGGCUCACUUUUAAACUUUGUUCCAAGGUUUAAUAUUAACACUAAAUGUUCUGAACGUUAUAUCUACUACACAGUUCCCUCUGGUUGGAAAGGUGCAGCUCAAAUGACAUGA